This is a messenger RNA of Oncorhynchus nerka (sockeye salmon), 1639 nucleotides long. Its product is annotated as tumor necrosis factor-like. NCBI's taxonomy places the organism in Eukaryota, Metazoa, Chordata, Actinopteri, Salmoniformes, Salmonidae. Bases 220 to 987 code for a protein of 255 amino acids. Gene Ontology annotation, biological process: immune response. The transcript is spliced from 4 exons. The record is from RefSeq and is a predicted model, not a curated record. Gene Ontology annotation, molecular function: tumor necrosis factor receptor binding. Gene Ontology annotation, cellular component: membrane.
CCUUUUGUGCUAAUAGCAGGCCGAGCAUAAAAACGACAGGGCUUCUGUCAGAAGUCCAUUCUAACAAACGAGCAAAACACAGGACACCUAUCAAGCUACAACUCUGUAAAAACAAAAAAAGAUAUUUAGGAGAUAUUCAAAGCAAUUAUUCAGUUGCUAGACUUUUCCACUGCCACCAAGAGCCAAGAGUCAAGAGUUUGAACCUCAUUCAACAGAAGUAUGGAGGGGUAUGCGAUGACACCUGAAGACAUGGAGAGGGGCCUUGAAAAUAGCCUUGUGGACAGUGGCCCUGUGUACAACACAACGGUGACAGCUGUCGCUGAGGGAAAGGCCUCCAGAGGUUGGCUAUGGAGGCUGUGUGGCGUUCUCUUAAUAGCAGCUUUAUGUGCGGCAGCAGCCCUGCUCUUUGCCUGGUGUCAGCAUGGAAGACUGGCAACGAUGCAGGACGGAAUGGAGCCUCAGCUGGAGAUAUUCAUUGGUGCAAAAGAUACCCACAAUACAUUGAAGCAGAUUGCCGGCAAUGCAAAAACAGCCAUCCAUUUAGAGGGUGAAUACAAUCCUAAUCUUACCAUUGACACAGUGCAGUGGAGAAAGGAGGACGGCCAGGCCUUUUCCCAGGGCGGGUUCAAGCUACAAGGGAACCAAAUCCUCAUCCCACACACUGGGCUCUUCUUCGUUUACAGCCAGGCUUCGUUUAGGGUCAAGUGCAACGGCCCGGGCGAGCGUACCACUCCUCUGAGUCACAUUAUUUGGCGCUAUUCGGACUCCAUCGGGGUUCAGGGUAAUCUACUUAGCGGGGUAAGGUCAGUUUGUCAACAAAACUACGGUAAUGCUGAGUCCAAUAUUGGCGAAGGCUGGUAUAAUGCAGUUUACCUUAGUGCGGUGUUUCAGCUGAAUGAAGGGGACAAACUGUGGACUGAGACCAAUCGACUGACCGACGUGGAGACAGAGCAGGGCAAGAACUUCUUUGGUGUGUUUGCACUAUGAUGAGAGAGAGGCAGGCCAGAGGUGAAUAUUUGUUAUAAAAGUUUUACGUUAAAACUCUUAUUUUAGUGUUGCAAUUUUAUGGUAACUGAGCAAUCUCAAAGGAGAUAGGUCUAAUCUUAAUGGUUAUUUUGUGAACUGAAAAAGUUUAAGAAAUGAUUAUUGUUUGUCCAUACAUGAUGAUUGCCCGUUCUCUGUAUUGUAGAUUUUGCACCAAAUAAUAUUAUGACUUUGGGUUUUUUACAUUAACUUACUUUUAUUUUUUUUUAAUACUAUUUAUAUGAAAAUACAUAUUAACUUUUAAAAAAAAUGAUAUUUACUAUUUAUAUGAAAAUACAUAUUAACUUUAAAAAAUGAUAUUCACUAUUUAUAUGAAAAUACAUAUUAACUUUAAAAAAUGAUAUUUACUAUUUAUAUGAAAAUACAGUAGGCUACUGUGGAGUACUGUAGCAAGUUAUUUAUUUUGAGUUAUUUUGAUUCACAUCUAGCAGUAGCCUAUACUAGGCCUAUCAGAAUACAUUGCUACAAUAUUAAGUUAUUUAAUGUAAUGUAUUGAUGUACUAUGUCUAUUUAAAUGUGAUUGUGUGUAUUUUAUUUGUCACCUAUUCAGAGUGCUUGAAUCAACUGUAAUAAAUUCCAAAUGUUCUCAACUUUA